Aplysia californica (California sea hare) is the source of this 959-nucleotide messenger RNA. RefSeq names its product major facilitator superfamily domain-containing protein 8. The record is from RefSeq and is a predicted model, not a curated record. Lineage: Eukaryota; Metazoa; Mollusca; Gastropoda; Aplysiida; Aplysiidae.
UGUCUGUCUCCGCGCCUAAAGGCAGGCCGCAGUUCGACGCGCGUUGGAGGUGGGAAUAGUGCAGCAACGCAGUGCGGGAGAGAGAGAGAGAGAGAGAGAGAGAGAGAGAGAGAGAGAGAGAGCAGUGGACUGGAGUGUACAGUAUUAUAAGACAAGGUACAUACUGCACCCCGUGAAGCACCUUCCUUCCUAGUGUGCUGACUCAACCGUUAUCUAAUCUCAGCGUGGAGUGUCAUAAAGAAAUAAUCUUCAUUCUUCACUCGACUUCUCAUUCGAGUUUCUUUGAACUGACAAUAGAGGACGUGUUUUCAAAAGCUUUGAACUGAAGCCUGUGACAAGUUGGAGUACACGUUAUUCUGACACGUGAAAAGGAAAGCUAGAUCUGUGAUUUGGACGAAAGAACAAAUACAUGUUUAUUCGCAACAGCAAAAAAAAACGUUUAUAGGUUAAAAGAUCCUUACUUUGAGUGAUCUAACGACCGUUUCACAUUUUUUUAAACGAACCAUUCGUAAGGUCCUUUGGCCCUAUUCAAACUGAUGUUUAUUGGACAACGAGCCAUUCGUAAAUUAUUUAUCCGCUGUAUCAUCAGAUCUGACUUCGAGGACAGCAAACGACAUGAGAACUCUUCGUGAUCAAAAUCAUCAGUGAAGUCAGAAAGUCAGAAAUUUCCGCUGGCCAGAGCGAGUGACCGAGAGAACAGUAUGGACGGCCUGGAGGACUCCCAGGAUGAUCUGUCGGCCGAUCUGACCACCCCGCUAUUGGGCAGUCGGGUGGUCGGUAACAACAACAACUCCCCCUACCGCCCGGGAAGCGCGAUCGGUGUUCCCAGCACAGUGUUAGAGCCGCCCAACGUGUACCGGAGCCGAUGGCGUUCGAUUCGUGUGAUGUACCUUACCAUGUUUCUGGGCUCUGUCACAUUCACCAUCACCAUGUCCUCGCUGUGGCCCUUCCUGCAAGUC